Molecule: messenger RNA, 4982 nt
Organism: Oncorhynchus kisutch (coho salmon)
Lineage: Eukaryota; Metazoa; Chordata; Actinopteri; Salmoniformes; Salmonidae
Product: speckle-type POZ protein-like A
Exons: 12
Coding region: 466-1644 (392 amino acids)
Molecular function (GO): protein binding
Source: RefSeq, a predicted model, not a curated record
CCACAGAAAUCACCUGCUGAUGACACCAGGAAGUUUGCCAUUUCCGCGCACGCGUUGUCUGCAGGGAGAAGCUAGCUGAUCUGCCGCCACCACACAAAGCUACAACUAGCCUAGCAUGGUAGACUUUGAAAAACAUAUAGCUAUAAAUCUUGCGUAUCUAGAAUGUUUCAAACGCAGUUUUACAUUGUUUAGCAAAAAUAACUGAUGGGGAAAUGAACGGCUGAGAUACGAUUCGUUGCAUUUAGUGGAAGCAUGGAAAUGAAAGAGUGGGAUCUCCAGACAGCACCAUGAAGCAGUCAGUGAUAACCUAGGUCCAAGGGAACUCUGAUCUCUAACCAUUACUUUGAUCACCCGUCCUGAGGUGCGUACAUGGGAUUCCCAUCAAUAGCAUGAAAUAUAAGCAUUCCUAUCAACAUCUGGUGGAAAGGUUAAGUGUUAAAGCUGCUGCUGAGGGGGAAGCUGGCCAUGUCACGGGUUCCUACCCCUCCUCCACCAGGGGACAUGUCUACUGGACCUGUGGCAGAGAGCUGGUGUUACACACAGGUGAAAGUAGUCAAGUUCUCCUACAUGUGGACCAUCAACAACUUCAGUUUCUGUAGAGAGGAGAUGGGGGAGGUCUUAAAGAGUUCCACCUUCUCCUCUGGACCCAACGACAAGAUGAAAUGGUGUCUGAGAGUCAACCCAAAAGGACUGGAUGAUGAAAGCAAAGAUUAUCUGUCGCUGUAUUUACUACUUGUUAGUUGUCCAAAAAGUGAAGUCAGAGCAAAGUUCAAGUUUUCCUUAUUGAACGCUAAAAGAGAAGAGACUAAAGCUAUGGAAAGCCAAAGAGCCUAUCGUUUUGUCCAGGGGAAGGACUGGGGCUUCAAGAAGUUCAUUAGAAGAGAUUUCCUGCUUGAUGACGGCAACGGGUUGUUACCUGAUGACAAGCUCACCCUGUUCUGUGAGGUGAGUGUGGUGCAGGACUCUGUGAACAUCUCUGGCCAGUCCAACAUGAACAUGCUAAAGGUACCAGAGUGCCAGCUGUCAGACGACCUGGGGAACCUGUGGCAGUGUUCCCGCUUCACUGACUGUUCCCUCUAUGUGGGGGGGCAGGAGUUCAAGGCACACAAAUCCAUCCUAGCAGCGAGAUCUCCCGUCUUUAGCGCCAUGUUUGAACAUGAGAUGGAGGAGAGUAAAAAGAACCGUGUGGACAUCAGUGAUGUGGAGCCAGACGUGUUUAAGGAGAUGAUGGGAUUCAUCUACACAGGGAAAGCUCCCAACCUGGACAAGAUGGCCGACAACCUGCUGGCAGCUGCUGACAAAUAUGCCUUGGAGCGUUUAAAGGUGAUGUGUGAAGAGGCUCUGUGCACCAGCCUCUCUGUGGAGAACGUGGCUGAUACCCUGAUCCUGGCGGACUUACACAGUGCCGAGCAGCUCAAAGCACAAGCCAUAGAUUUUAUCAACAGGUGCAGCGUCCUCCGACAGCUGGGCUGUAAAGAUGGGAAAAACUGGAAUAGCAAUCAUGCCACGGACAUAAUGGAGACGGCAGGCUGGAAGUCAAUGAUCCAGUCCCACCCUCACUUAGUGGCCGAGGCCUUCAGAGCCUUGGCAUCGGCACAGUGCCCGCCCUUCGGCCUGCCGAGGAAACGCCUAAAACAGUCCUGACUGCUACAGCAGAGACAGCCCUCUGAUCCAGACACUAGGAGCUGAAACAGCAUGGAGACCCCCCCCGAGCAGGGAUGAACAGAGCUGGGAGGCUACCUGGCUGGGAGGCUGACUCCUACUGGUGGAAAGAAACAUUUGGUUUUGGUCCUCAAGUUUUGUCUGCUAUUUUUGUCAUUUCAAAUGGCUUUAAUCUAUCUGCCAUUACUCUGGAGCUGAUCUACUGUGUUCUCCCUAUUUGAUUCUGUGGCUGCCCCGUCCCACAGACCAGGCUGCCCCGUCCCACAGACCAGGCUGCCCCGUCCCACAGACCAGGCUGCCCCGUCCCACAGACCAGGCUGCCCCGUCCCACAGACCAGGCUGCCCCGUCCCACAGACCAGGCUGCCUCCAGAUUGCACUAGUUCCCAUAGUAAUUUUGAUAUGGAGUUCUAUAGGGACGUGUUAAGGGUUUGAUUCAUGGGAAAUAUAUAUUUGUAAUGUUUAGCCCAUUUUGUGACUAGACAUUAAAGCGUGAACACUUUCAGUGCAAGAUCAAUUCUAUAUACUUUUUAAAAGAUGAGUAUGCCCCAUAUUGAUGGCACCAUUUCUAUGUAAAUGACAGUUUAACCAUCUUCAGAAGACCGGUUUUAAAGCAAGUCUGUUCUAUUUUCUGGCAUUACGAGACCCUGUGUUGAUGCUGUUAUUGUAUGUAAGAUAAACAUGUCUAUACUCUGCCUCUGAACUAGUCACACUCGCUAUUGGACGAAUAGGAAAGGCAAUUUCCCCAGACAGUCUCCCAUUGGACGAUCACUUAUGCAAAGACCAACCUAGUGUCUUCAGACAGUAUUCAUACCCCUCAACGUAUUCCACAUGUUGUUACAGGCUGCAUUCAACAUGGAUUAAAUCGCUUGUUUUUUUCUCACCCAUCUAGUCACAAUACCCCAUAAUAACAAAGUGAAAAUAUGUUUUUAUAAAUGUGUGCAAAUGUAUUAAAUGAAAUAUCUAAUUUACAUAAGUAUUCACACCCCUGAGUCAGUACUUUGAAGAAGCACCUUUGGGUAUGUCUGGAUCAGCUUUGAGUCGUCUUCAGUAUGUCUGGAUCAGCUUUGAGUCGUCUUGAUUUGGGGAUUUGCUCCCAUUAUUCUUUGCAGAUUUUCUCAAGCUCUUAAGUUAGAUGGAGUAGCGGUGAACAGAAAUCUUCGUCUUUUCACAUAUUUUCAAGUCUGGGCUUUGGCUGGGCCACUGACGGACUUUCACAUUCUUGUUCUGAAGCCAUUCCAGUGUUGCUUUGGCUGUAUGCUUGAGGUCAUUGUCCUGUUGGAACAUAAAUCUUCGCCCCCCGUGUAAGGUCUUUUGCACUCUGAAACGGGUUCUUAUCGAGGAUUCAUUCAUUGUUCCCUCCCAGUCCCUUCUGCUGAAAAGCAUCCCCAUAGCAUGAUGUUGCCACCACCAUGCUUCACGGUAGGAAUAGUGAUGCUGCCACCACCAUUCUUCACGGUGGGGAUGGUGUAAGACGGGUGAUGUGUCUGGUUUUCUCCAAACAUAGAGCUUUGUAUUCAGGCCAUAGUUACAUUUUUUUGUCUCGUCAGACCAAAAUCAUUUGCCUUAUGCUCUGAGUCUUUCACGUGCCUUUUUUGCAUACUCCAGGUGUGUUGCCAUGUGCCUUUUUUUCAGGAGUGUUUUCUGUCGGGCCACUAUCCCAUAAAGUCCAGAUUGGUGAAGUGCUGAUGCGGUUUAUCCUAAGUCAGCCAAGGAAAUCUGUAGUUUUGUCAGUGGUCACUUCCCUGACCAAGGUCCUCCUUGCCUGGUUGCUCAGUUUGGUCAGAUGGCCAGCUCUAGACAGAGUCUGGGUAGUUCCAUAUAUAUAUUUUUAUUUCCCAAUGGUGGAGACCACUGUGCUCUUCAACCUUUCAACACUCUAGAAAUUGUUUUAUUCUCUUCCCCAAAUACACUGAGUAUAUCACACAUUAGCAACACCUUCCCAAUAUUGAGUUGCACCCUGCCUUUUGCCCUCAGAACAGACUCAAUUCGUCAGGGCAUAGACUCUACAAGGUGUUGAAAGCGUUCAAUGGGGAUGCUGGCUCAUGUUGACUAAAAUGCUUCCCACACUUGUCAAAUUGGCCGGAUGUCCAUUGGGUGGUGGACCAUUCUUGAUACACACAGGAAACUGUUGAGUUUGAAAAACCCAGCAGGGUUAUAGUUCGUGACACAAACCAGUGCUCCUGGCACCUACCAUCAUACCCCGUUCGAAGGCACUUGAAUCUUUUGUCUUGCCCAUUCACCAUCUGAAUCGCACACACAAUCUGUCACUAUUGUAUCAAGGCUUAAAACUUCGUUAAUCUGUCUCCUCCCCUUAAUCUACACUGAUUGAAGUGGAUUUAACAAGUGACAUCAAUAAGGGAUCAUAGUUCCUUGGAUUUAAUUUCUGCUCUGGCAUGCACUGUCAACUGUGGGACCAUGUAUAGACAGCUAAAUCAUGUCCAAACAAUUGAAUUGGCCACAGAUGGACUCCAAGUUGUAAUGACAUCUCAAGGAUGAUCAAAGGAAAUUGGAUGCACCUGAGCUCAAUUUGGAGUGUCAGUAUGAAUACUUAUAUAAAUUAGAUUUCUGUAUUUGAUUUUCAAUAAAUAUGCAACAUUUUCUAAAAACAUGUUUUCACUUUGUCGUAACGGGUUAUUGUGUGUAGAUAGAUGGGUGAUGUUUGUUUUUGAAUUAAGGCUGUAACUCAACAUGUGGAAUAAGUCAAGGGGUCUGAAUACUUCAAGGCACUGUAUAGAUUCAACUUCCAGAGAUUUAGCUUUCCAUGUUACUACAAACUUGUCAAUAUGAAGUGGUUAACAAAAGGAAACAUUGGGGAGACUAAUGCAUGGUCCUGUAUUGUUGAAAACAACUGUCCAGGUUAACAUUUUGGCAUCAACAAUUUUUUGUGUGCAAUUAUCUAAGUAUCUGUUAAGGAUUUAAAUGAGUCCUGUCCAGAUGCACUGAGCUCAAACAGUGUUGGAGAUCAAGCUGUAUAGGAUGCUGUCCCCUUGGCAUUAUUACAGUCUGUGUUACAGGGGUCAGGCCAGCUUCACAUUCUAACCAGGACCUGAAACUGAUUAAAUUCAUCAAUGAAAAAAUGUCAUGUUGGUUGUAUGGAUGGGUCGCAUGUUGGUACAGUCAGGAUGUGUUGUAUGGAUGGGUCACAUGUUGGUACAGUCAGCAUGUGUUGUAUGGAUGGGUCACAUGUUGGUGGUACAGUCAGGAUGUGUUGUAUGGAUGGGUCACAUGUUACAGUCAUGAUGUGUUGCGAUCUUGAGAAAGUGUCUGCAAAAAUGCCUGCAUUAACCCAUUAAAAUGUUUUACAGCAGUUGGUACUUUA